CGCAGCGCGGUGGAGGUGGCCCUGUCGCCAUCAGGUGCGGCCCUGCAGGUGGACAUGGUGGUCCCAAAGCCAUGGUGUCCGAGAAGGCCGCCUUCCAGCUGGACUGCAGCAUCGUGUCUCACUCGAGCCAGGACUCCUGCUUCGCUGUGGCCUGGUUUUGCCUGAGGAUGAAAGUUGUUGGGGACAAGGGCAGCCCUGGCAGAACAGGAGGAGCAGGACUCCACCAAGUGGAGGGCAUUGCUGAGCAUGGGGCCUGACGGGGUCUUCGGCCCAGAGGGAGGCCCCUGGGAGGGCAGACUCCGCUUCCAGAGGCCCUCGCCACUGCUCUUCCGGCUCACGGUGCUGCAGGCCAGCCCGCAGGACACGGGCCACUACUCCUGCCGCGUGGAGGAGUGGCUGCCCAGCCCUCAGGGAGAUUGGUACCUGCUGGCAGAGGAGGAGUCGGCCCCCAUGGGCAUCCGCGUCCUGGACACUGGUGUGGCCCUGCAAGUGAUCCUGGUGGUCCCCAACGCCACGGUGCCCGAGAAGGCCGCCUUCCAGCUGGACUGCAGCAUCAUGUCUCGCUCGAGCCAGGACUCCCGCUUCGCUGUGGCCUGUUUUUCCUUGAGGACGAAUGUCAUUGGGAAAAAGGGCAGCCCUGGCCUGGCAGGACAGGAGGAGCAGGAGGAGGAUCAGGAGGAAGAGCAGGGGGAGGACCCCACGGAGCGGACGUCGCUGCUGCGUGUGGGCCCUGAUGGGGUCUUCGGCCCAGAGGGAGGCCCCUGGGAGGGCAGACUCCGCUUCCAGAGGCCCUCGCUGCUGCUCUUCCGGCUCACGGUGCUGCAGGCCAGCCCGCAGGACACGGGCAACUACUCCUGCCGCGUGGAGGAGUGGCUGCCCAGCCCUCAGGGAGGUUGGUACCUGCUGGAGGAGGAGGAGUCGGCCCCCAUCAGCAUCCGCGUCCUGGACACUGGUGUUUUCCUGCAAGUGAUCCUGGUGGCCCCCAACGCCACGGUGCCCGAGAAGGCCGCCUUCCAGCUGGACUGCAGCAUCGCGUCUCGCUCGAGCCAGGACUCCCGCUUCGCUGUGGCCUGGUUUUCCCUGAGGACGAAUGUCAGUGGGAAAAUGGGCAGCCCUGGCCUGGCAGGACAGGAGGAGCAGGAGGAGGAUCAGGAGGAAGAGCAGGGGGAGGACCCUACUGAGCGGAGGGUGCUGCUGAGCGUGGGUCCUGACGGGGUCUUCGGCCCAGAGGGAGGCCCCUGGGAGGACAGACUCCGCUUCCAGAGGCCCUCGCUGCUGCUCUUCCGGCUCACGGUGCUGCAGGCCAGCCCGCAGGACACGGGCAACUACUCCUGCCGCGUGGAGGAGCGGCUGCCCAGCCCUCAGGGAGGUUGGUACCUGCUGGCCAAGGAGGAGUCGGCUCCCAUCAGCAUCCGCGUCCUGGACACUGGCUCCACCCUGCAGUCCAGCAUCUGCUCCAACGACGCGCUCUUCUACUUUGUCUUCUUCUACCCCUUCCCCAUCUGCGGCAUCCUCAUCACCAUCCUGCUGGUGUGCUUCAAGAGCCGGAACUUCAAGGCCUACAGGUAG
Talpa occidentalis (Iberian mole) is the source of this 1569-nucleotide messenger RNA. Its product is annotated as immunoglobulin superfamily member 3-like. Bases 247 to 1569 code for a protein of 440 amino acids. NCBI's taxonomy places the organism in Eukaryota, Metazoa, Chordata, Mammalia, Eulipotyphla, Talpidae. The transcript is spliced from 6 exons. The record is from RefSeq and is a predicted model, not a curated record.